AUGAAUGGUAAUGGUAAUGUUGAGCCUACCCCUCAAAAAGUCCUUUCAAACACUGAUAUCGAAAUAAUUCGAAUAAUCGGGCAGCACCUGAGAUACCUGGGUUUCAACCAUACAUUCAACCAGCUAGCUUGUGAGUCCAGUUGUAUACUGGAAGAUCCAAAUGCAUCCAAAUUAAGGACACAUGUUCUGGAGGGAAUGUGGGAUUUGGCUGAAGCAGAUUUGGAUAAUUUACAACUGGUCUACAACAUCUCGUCCUUAGAUCUUACAAAAAUGAAAUUUCUCCUGUUUGAACAGAAGUAUAUGGAGGUGUUGGAGUCAGGUGACCUUCACAAUGCUCUUGACAUCCUGAGAACACAGGUGACUCCGCUCAAAUUCAAGACUGACUAUGUUCACAAGCUAAGCUCAUAUCUGAUGUGCAGUUCUUCAGAUGAUCUCCGUCGUAUGUCGAAGUGGCCCGGUAAGGGAUCUCUGUCAAGGUCCACCCUACUCGACUCGUUGCAAGCCUUCCUUCCUUCAUCAAUCAUGGUUCCGCCUCAGAGAUUGUUGACACUACUGAGUCAAUCACUUGAAUAUCAGGUGUCCAAAUGCCAGUAUCACAACACACAAAUGUCUGAUCCACUCCACAGUCUGUCCCUCCUAACUGACCACAUGUGCUCCAGAGAUGACUUUCCAACUUGCACGACGCAAAUCUUGGCUGAUGGCACUGACGAGGUUUUGUUCUGUAAAUUUUCCCCUAAUGGGAAAAUGCUGGCAACCGGUUUGAAGGACUCACAUUUCAUCAUCUAUGACGUCGAUGAGAAAACUUUCCGCCUUACAUUAAAGAAAACAUUGAAUGGUCCAAUGAAUGGGGUAACGUAUUUAGCUUGGAGCCCUGACUCCACCCACCUGGCUGUCUGUGGCUCGGAAGAUGGCUGCGACCUCUCUAUAUGGAAUGUCAUGACAGGUGAGUUGAAAUCAAAAUUGAAUCAGUCGUCGGAAGACUUGCUGACCACUGCCAGCUGGUACGCCGACGGUACCAAGGUCGUCUGCGGGGGGCUGAAGGGCCACUUCUACUCUUGUAACACAGACGGCCACUUAAACUCCAUGUGGGACUUCAUAAGAGUGCAACACCUAGCCUGCCUACCAGACAACCAGACUGUCAUCGCUGCAGACACCCACAACCGAAUUCGGAGCUACAAUUUUGAGGAUCAUAUUGAUAAUAAUCUUUUUCAAGAGGAUGGCUCUAUAAUAUCAUUCACCCUGAGUUCGAAGGCAGACAGAAUCAUCUUGAAUGUGGCCAAUCAGGGCAUAAAUAUGUGGGACAUGGGCUGUAAGACUCUAAUUAGGAGGUACAGGGGACCAACGCAGGGCUUCUUCACUGUCCAUUCGACAUUCGGUGGCCUCAAUGAAGACUUCAUUGCGAGCGGAAGCGAAGACCAGAAGAUCUACAUAUGGCACGUGAACAACGAACUGCCCCUGACGACCUUGGAGGGCCACAACGGCACGGUCAACUGCGUCCACUGGAACCCACAGAUACCCUCAAUGCUGGCGAGCGCCUCAGACGACAACACCGUCAGAAUCUGGGGUCCGAAAUCUCGCGCUGAUUCGCCGACUCUUGAGUGCGCCAUGGAGAAUGAGGACAUCGCCUGCAAUGGCGUCGACAGCGGUCUGGGCGGACGAGGUAGCGGCAUAGUUAUGGCGUCACUUGCCGGAAGCGCCAGUAGUAGCAGUAGCAGCAGCGCUAGUGUCAGCAGCAGUACUAGUAGUAGUAGUAUCAGUGGGGGGUUCGGGGCCGAUGCAGGCGACCCUUCAAGGCCAUACUAA
Molecule: messenger RNA, 1803 nt
Organism: Helobdella robusta
Lineage: Eukaryota; Metazoa; Annelida; Clitellata; Rhynchobdellida; Glossiphoniidae
Exons: 15
Coding region: 1-1803 (600 amino acids)
Biological process (GO): proteasome-mediated ubiquitin-dependent protein catabolic process
Cellular component (GO): GID complex
Molecular function (GO): protein binding
Source: RefSeq, a predicted model, not a curated record